This is a messenger RNA of Eruca vesicaria subsp. sativa (arugula), 196 nucleotides long. NCBI's taxonomy places the organism in Eukaryota, Viridiplantae, Streptophyta, Magnoliopsida, Brassicales, Brassicaceae. The record is from the annotation of a GenBank genome assembly.
CUUGUGAAAGAUGGGAAGAUUUGCGAGAAGUGAGAAGAAAGAUGGUGGACAUAGCAACCAAGAAGAUACCAGGGUGUAGUUUGAUUCUAGUAAACGGUGGUGCUCAUGAGUUUGUUUGUGGAGAAAAGUCACAUCUUCAAUCAGAAGAGAUUUACAUGAAACUAAAAGAGUUAGCUCAAGAGUCAACGUUUGCAGG